UUUUAAGUCGUCGCGAGAGAGCACUGAAGGAUCCAAGACUUGCCUUUUUUGCUGGAAAACCUGGCAGUCCAGGGCGUCCUGGUAUACCAGGCCGACCAGGCCACAUGGGCAAACGAGGUCAAAAAGGUCCAAAAGGUGUCGCUGGACCUCCCGGAAUACGUGGACCAAUUGGUCCAUAUGGUCCACCAGGCUGGAAGGGCCCUCCUGGGUUCACAGGUGUUGAGGGGCCAAAGGGCGAAAAGGGAAAAGAAGGAUUCAAAGGUAAUGCGGGUUAUAUUGGGGACGUUGGGCUUGUCGGAUAUAUCGGAUAUGAAGGCCAGAUGGGUCCACCAGGUAUUAUGGGUCAUGUCGGCUUUAUCGGUAUGAUAGGCUGGCCAGGUCCACGUGGUGAAAAAGGUGAAGAUGGUAUUAUGGGACCCCCUGGUUAUCCAGGACGACCCGGUGUUCCUGGAAGAGUGGGUGUCUAUGGGGAACCAGGGCCCAUCGGUGAAAUUGGAAUCACUGGACCACCGGGACAUAAUGGCUUUGAAGGGGAUAAAGGAGAAACUGGUAUGUGUGGGGAAACUGGACCAUGGGGAGCUGUUGGCCGUCCAGGCCCGGUUUAUGAUCCAUAUGCAGGACUGAUGGCACCGAUGGUUGGUAAAUUUGCAGGAUUUCAUGGAGACGAAAAUUGCACAGACCUUGUUGAGGGUGUUUCUAAAUGUUUAUCUCAAGGACGUAAAAAUAUUCCGAACAAUAUUCAAUACACCAGUAAGUCUUUGCCAGUCUUCAACCAGCCGCCACCCGGAGCUCAUGUUAUCCCUGCUGAGCAAGGGCACGGGAAGUCACAAAUGCCUCUCGGGCCACAUUUUAUGAAAUCACCUAUAGCGUAUGGACCACAUGUAGGAAAAUCACAGAUGGCGUUAGGACCUCCUAUGUUUGAAUCACAUGUAGGAAAAUCACAGAUGGCCUUAGGACCUCCUGUGUAUGGAAAACAAUAUGCUGCAGCGCAUGGACACCAUAUCGACUUUUAUGAUGAAGAAGACCGAGAUAUUCUUAAUGAACAGGAAUUCAACGAGAUAGUUAAUAAAACAAGUGUUGAAGCUACUGACACAAAUAUGAUAAAUAUAACCAUGACUGAACAUCUUGGAACAGUCGAUAACGAGAAAUCAAAUAUUUCUGUUAACAAUGAAGGUAAUAUUGAACAAAUAACCGUUGAAACAAAUGUUGACACUACUACAGAAUCAACCAGUCAAUCGUUCGAAAAAGACAAUAAAAGAAAGGCAACGACAGAAAAAGUGCAAUUUCUUCUAGAAGAUGUGAAACAGACAUCCGGCGCAGAUUCUGAUAAAUCUGACACUAAAGAAGAUGAACAAAUACAAGAUAUAGAAUUAUCUGAUUAAGCUAUAUCUACUAUAAAUGAACAUGUUGUUGAUAACCUAAUGCAAAUACUGUAAACUUGUGUAAUAAACAUGUUUGGUACAUA
Ruditapes philippinarum (Manila clam) is the source of this 1465-nucleotide messenger RNA. Its product is annotated as collagen alpha-1(VIII) chain-like. Lineage: Eukaryota; Metazoa; Mollusca; Bivalvia; Venerida; Veneridae. The annotation marks the transcript as partial. The transcript is spliced from 2 exons. The record is from RefSeq and is a predicted model, not a curated record.